This is a messenger RNA of Mesorhabditis spiculigera, 1929 nucleotides long. Lineage: Eukaryota; Metazoa; Nematoda; Chromadorea; Rhabditida; Rhabditidae. The record is from the annotation of a GenBank genome assembly.
AUGAUACGGCAGCCCGGGCCGCGGCAGCCUCGGUCGAGUACCGGGAUCCAUUUCUUCGUCGCGUUAAUGAUAGUGGUGAUUGCUGUGCAGGGCACUUACCUCGGCUAUGUCGUCGGAAUUCUAACAACCCUGGAGCGAAGAUUCGGUUUCACCAGUGAAAAGACGGGACUCCUACUGUCGUCGUACGAUCUCGGCCACACGAUAGCGAUCCUGCUAGCCGGAUACUUUGGAACAAAAGGCCAUUUGCCCAGGAUAACAGGAGCCGGCGUUUUGCUCAGCGGUCUCAGCAUGCUGGUCCUCAUCUUUCCGGCCGUAAUUUUUCAAUUCAGCGAGUCGGAGGAGCAGAAAGCGUUGAAAUUGGAAGCCUACGUACGGGAUUAUCGUUGCGAUUCCGGGCGUUAUUAUGAUCCCUCGGCUGAAAACUGCAAAAGUGAGCACACCGAGCACUUCUGGGCCUUUGUCAUUCUGCUGAUCGGACAGUUCUUGGCCGGAGUUUUUGCUGCCCCUUUCAAUACCUUGGCUUACGUAUACAUUGACAAUAAUGUACUCGACCGCAGGCAGUCCCCAUUUUUGCUAGGAUUGCUUACAAGCAUGUACGCCUUCGGACCGGCACUUGGAUUUGGGUUAUCGGCUUUGACGACCAGGGUGUAUACGACUUUAGAGGAAGCUCCUCACCACAUCUCCAAAUAUUCCAUGGACUGGAUCGGGGCUUGGUGGGUGGGCUUCGUCCUCUGCGCCCUUUUCUACAUUGCCACCUCAAUUCCAUUUUUCUUCUUCCCAAAGUCAUAUACAGCUACGGAAGAUGAAAAGGGAAUCGAAAUGAGGCAACCACUUCAUCACCCUCACCUGGCGCCUUCGCAUUGUAGUGAUGAGCCAAAGAUGAGUGGAUAUCAGAAAUUUGUGUUUUCAACGAAAGAAUUCAUCCUCGUCAUCAUCGACCUCUGCCGAAAUCCUGUAUUCGUGUCGAUAGUAUUUGGAUGGACGUUCGGUUCCUAUCUCAUCGCCGGCUACACCACCUUCCUCCCCAAAUACAUCGAAACCCAGUACGGGAAAUCGGCCAGCGCUGCCGAUUUUUAUGCUGGCAUCAUCUCUGUUGGUUCGAUUGCUGUUUCGACAGCCGUUGGUGGCUGGUUGCUGACCAGAUAUGACAUUAGCCCGAGAAAGGGUCUGGUAUUGCUGAUGGCUUCGUGGUUUUUUAUUCUAUUCUCCUAUGUCGCGGGAACUUUCGUGGGAUGUAAACAAGCGCAAAUCAGCGGUCUCCAUUAUGAGGAAUCAAGGCGCUCGAGCAGCCUGAUCCCAUUCUUUGACGUCUACACCAAGCCGUGUUCCGUGGAGUGUGCCUGCGCAUCCGUAAUGCACUUCGACCCGGUCAACUUUGAUGGCGAAAAUUUCUACUCGCCUUGCCAUGCAGGGUGCACCAGCUACAGCCCUUAUGAGAAUCGGUGGACAAACUGCCAAUGUCUCGACAAUCGGCCAGUCGAAAGCGGAAUCGCUCACCCUGAAUGCAAUGAUUUUGUGUGGUAUAUGGUAAUCAUGUUCAUCGGGUUGUUCGCUGGAAAUCUCUUCUUCAUGGUGACGAUGAUGAUCGUUUUAAGGCAAUCGGUUUACGAUGAUCAAAAAGUGAUAGCGCUCUCAUUUGCUUCAUUUUUCACCAACCUUCUCGGCUUCAUCCCGGCCCCGAUUUUCUUGGGCUGGGUGGUGGAUAGGGCUUGCAUAUUGUGGCAUAGCAGAUGUCAUGAUGAUGGCGGAAAUUGCGUCCUCUACGAUAAUGAAGGACUGCGCGUCUCCUUCCAUCUUUCGAGCGCCAGCUUACAGGCCCUCGCCAUCCUGGCCAUCUUCGUCUGCUACCUCUUCUCCCGAAAUCGCAAAUUCCCGGAGGAAGAGGACGGCGACUACGUGUACGCACCCGACAACGAUGGGGAGUGCAUG